Arctia plantaginis is the source of this 513-nucleotide messenger RNA. The record is from the annotation of a GenBank genome assembly. NCBI's taxonomy places the organism in Eukaryota, Metazoa, Arthropoda, Insecta, Lepidoptera, Erebidae.
AUGCCACACCCCGCGGAGCAUGGGACCCUAGAGUUCAAAAGUUUGGUAGACGAGGAACAAUUAAAGAGCACUAUUAAGACAGAGGUGCGCAUUUUUACGGACGGGAGCAAGAUUGAGGGCCGGGUCGGCGCAGCGUUAUCCAUUUGGAAUGGCGAAGCCGAAACCAGGGCCCUCAAACUUGCUCUCUCAUCCCACUGCACCGUCUACCAGGCUGAACUUUUGGCCCUAUGCAAAGCGGCCAGUGAGGUUCUCAGGCGAGGCGAGACCACGUUUGGCAUCUUCAGCGACAGCAGAUCCGCACUCCUGACGGUCAUUAACUGUCAUGCCCUCCAUCCCCUGGCGGUAGAGGCCAGAGGCGCCAUUCGGCAAGGCAUGGCCCAGGGUAAGGAAAUAUCCUUAUUCUGGGUCAAGGCCCACGCGGGGUUGGCGGGCAAUGAGCGAGCUGACCAGCUCGCCAAGGAGGCGGCUCUGGGGCUGAAGAAAGCACCGGACUACGGUUUGUGCCCUGUUUAA